AUGAGCCUUCCUGUCACUGCCAUUGACAAACUGACCAUCGAUGGCCAGCGUCUCAUCUUGGUAGCUCAAGGGCCAUGUCUAUGUAUUUACGAUGACAGCACCUCAAUCUUAGUCGGCAGGACCAAGGUCUUCGACGUACAACCAAUCCAUCAGAUCUGCCACCAAGUGGGACGGAAAGAUGGCACCGUCGUAGCUACUGGAGGGCGGGAAGUUGCUGUGUUAUUGAUCGAAGUUCUAGGGGAUGACAGAGUUGAGGCAAGCGCAAUCCACCACUGCUCUCUUUCGACCAAAGAAUGGAUACUGGCAGUCACAUCACACGGAAAUAACUUCGUGCUACUUACCACCAACAACAAUCUCUACGAGGUGAACCUUGACCCAGCCAGCAGCAGUAGAAAGCUCGUCAAUCUACUAGCGACUGGACCGGGAUCAUCUCUCUACUCAGGGACCAUCAAGUCAAACGAUGAAUCUACCCUGUUGGUUGCUGCAGGAUCAGUGUUCGGUGAGGUAGUGGUAUGGGAAUGCCGGCAGACUGGGAGUGACGUGAAUAGCCUGGCAACUGCAAUAACGCUGCAUCGCUUCGAAGGACACUCAGGGUCGAUCUUCGGUGUGAGCAUAUCGGAUGCGAUAAUUUGGCGAGACCAGAAAUCCAGGUUUGUGGCGAGCUGCAGCGAUGAUCGGACCGUGCAGAUCUGGCGCAUCAGCAACGCUGGGCCCACUGUAGAGCAUAUCACGCCAGAUAGUGAGGGUCACAGCACCGGCUUCGGCAACAUCAAGGGUGGCACUGAGGGACCUGUAGCUUCUGGCUGGGGUCACCAGUCUCGGAUAUGGGCUGUGGAGUUUUUGCGCGCCAAUGGUACGUCGGAUGCUGACGCCUUCUCGCUCGUCACACGUGGAGAAGAUGGUACUUGCCAAAUCUGGAAGACGACGCCAGAGGCGGAGGACAAGGAGCCCAUGGUGACGAAGCUUGUUCCAGUCUGGAGCGAUCGACACCAUUCGGGCAAGAACGUAUGGGCAUGGACGCUGUACGAAGACUCGACUGGCCAAUACAUGUUAUCAGGUGGAGCAGAUGGCCGUGUCGUUUCUCGACGCUUGGACGCAGCCAAGAAGCGCGAGCACAAAGCAUUGACGAGCUCAAUGCCUUUUGAAGAUCUUGCUCUGGGUGCCACCGGGCCACUCAAAGAAUACAGCGUCAUUUCAGACGGAAGGAUCCUUGCGCUUACCGACAUCGGUACUGUGGCCAGGUGUGGGGCAGGAAGCACAGGCGAUUUGGAGUGGGAUUCUUUGCCUCAGGAUAACCCGGUACCCGCAACAAGAUUAUGCUCCAAUCUACCACGGGGACUCAUAGCAGUCGGUCUGCGAGAUAUGGUUAGCGUCGAGAUUUCAGGCAGAGAACCGAUCUUUGUCGACUUGUCCCAACGCUUCAUACGACCAGUCGCAUCACUUCAUGUCGCCGGCCAGUGCAGCCGGAGUGAAGACACGGUCGAGUACUGUGUGCUUGCAACGUCAAUGUCUGGCGCUGCUUGUACCAUAUGGCUGUCCCAAACGGACACGCGGCUUCGAACUCAGAUCACGUGGCUACAGCUUCCUGAGCACUUCGUGGUCACAAGUGGAUGCUACAGCUACGAAACCUCAACACUGACACUGGGCUCUCGAGCUGGAGCUGUUGCUGUGUACGCAAAUGUUGAUGCCUCGCAGAAUGAAGCGCAAGCUACUACAUGCGUGCGUCAUGUACACGGCACCGACGCUGUCACCUCUCUAACAUACAUCUCGUCUGAUGUAGGAGAAAGCCAGCUCCAUGUCCUUUCCACGGGCCGAGACGGCACUUACAGUGUCCACGAGAUCCAGCACCCAGGAAGUUCAGCAAAGUCGUCCUUUCGAACGGUCCACCGCUCGUCUCCACCAUUUGGCCCUUGCAUCGAGGGAGCCAAGGUCGACCGGGGUCGCAAUGGAGAUCGCCUCAUUCUAUAUGGCUUCCGAUCCAAAGAUUUCGUAGUCUGGGACGAGACCUCACAGCUCGAUGUUAUGACCGUCAACUGUGGUGGGGCUCACAGAAGCUGGGCUUUUCACUAUGAUGGCCUGGAACGUGUCAGCACUUUUGUCUGGACUAAAGCCGGCACGUUCAACAUCCACAGACAGAACGGCGUCGAUCACAAGGCGCUUCAACCAGGUGGGCAUGGCCGGGAGAUCAAAGCGCUGUCUGUGUGCCCAAAGCCGUACGCUGAUCCACGUCGAGCUCUGGAUGAUGUCUCGCUUAUCGCUACGGGUGCUGAAGACACGACCAUCCGCCUCUUCGCCGUGCGUCAACACAAAGACGGCCAAAUCACCGAGACACAGUUCACGCAGCUAUGCGUGCUGAAUGAGCACUCCGCCGGACUGCAGGACCUAGCCUUCUCGUCUUGUGGCUCUUUCCUGUUCAGCUGUGGCGGCGCGGAACAACUCUACGUAUGGCGCGUUACCCUCGGGAUUCCAGUCAUUGGCGUGGGAGUGAUGCUGCUUUCGAAGAUGCCACAGACUGAUGAAGACGCCGAUGUGCGGAUCAUGAGCACCGACGUGAGCCAGGUUAAUGCACCUGAUAGUGCAGAAGGCUUUCGGAUCGCAGCUGCGUAUUCUAACGGUAAGGUCAAGAUCUUGCGCUUCGAAUUCGACGAGACUGGAUUCACAAGUAAGUGGCACUUCGAGCGGGAGGUUGUCUUUGGCACGUUCUGCCUGAUGCAGGUGGCUUGGCUGCCUGGGAUUGCUACAACGUCUGCAGACCAGCCUGAGGAUUACACAGUUCUCACAGCUGGCUCCAGUGGGUAUCUCAACCUACUACACAUGGUGACUGGCGCUAAAGAACCUACAAUUGAAGUCCACCGGAUCCAUCAAUCCAGUAUCCUCGCGAUGCACCACACGAAGCUCUCAGAACAGUUCUCACUCGUCGCUACCGGCGGCGAUGACAACGCCCUCGGCCUUACAGUUAUUGCGAGUGCCACAACCAGCGACCCCACGCCACAAUGGCCACGCUUCACAUCUGUCAAGGUCACUGAUGCGCAUGCUGCAGCGGUGACUGGACUGAAGAUUCUAUCAGUACAGAGCAAGACAGUCUCGCCUCGUUGGCGUGAUCGCGCUCGUUGGAAUGUGCGUGUCGUCAGCGCCGGAAACGAUCAAAGGGUGAUUUCCUGGGAAGUGAUGGUAGCGCCUCAAAAGACUGAUGACGUUCGCGUAGAUGUCAGUCGGCAAAAGCGGCGAUGGACGAAUGUGGCGGAUGUGAGUUGUGUGGACAAAUUGGGCGAGGACAUCGUUGUUACUGGGGUCGGCGUGCAGAUGCUUCCUAUCGACUGA
Messenger RNA from Cyphellophora attinorum, 3321 nucleotides. RefSeq names its product Regulator of Ty1 transposition protein 10. Bases 1 to 3321 code for a protein of 1106 amino acids. NCBI's taxonomy places the organism in Eukaryota, Fungi, Ascomycota, Eurotiomycetes, Chaetothyriales, Cyphellophoraceae. Gene Ontology annotation, molecular function: protein binding. Gene Ontology annotation, cellular component: cytoplasm. Gene Ontology annotation, biological process: tRNA methylation. The transcript has a single exon. The record is from RefSeq and is a predicted model, not a curated record.